CCCUCAUUUUGAAAACGCCUGCUCCUCCUACUUUUCCCUCCUCCGUCUCUGCACAAAUGAACUUCAUCCAACAGUAGAGUUCCAAGCUUUUUCGAUUAACGAUUAUUCACGACGACUCUAACAGCUUCUUGCUCCUGAAAACCCUCUUGCCCUGAUGCAAGAAUUUCUGGGUUCCGUUCGCCGAUCCUUGGUUUUCAGGAGCCCAGGCGGGGACGAUGGAGGGUUUGGCGUUGGCGGUCUGGUCGAUAAGAUUGGCUCCAGCAUUCGCAAAUCACGAAUUGGGCUCUUCUCCCAGCCACGCGUUAGGGCUCUGCCGCCGGUUCCCAGGGACAACACUCCUUCGAUCCGGUGGCGGAAGGGCGAGUUGAUUGGUUGUGGUGCCUUUGGCCGUGUCUACAUGGGUAUGAACCUUGAUUCCGGGGAGCUUAUUGCUGUCAAGCAGGUUUUAAUCGCGGCAAGGAGUGCUUCAAAAGAGAAAACACAGGCUCACAUUUCGGAGCUUGAAGAGGAAGUGAAGCUUCUCAAGAAUCUUAAACAUCCAAAUAUUGUUAGAUACUUGGGAACUGCUAGGGAGGAGGAUUCCUUGAAUAUUCUGCUGGAAUUUGUACCAGGAGGAUCUAUCUCAUCACUCCUGGGGAAAUUUGAAUCCUUCCCCGAGUCUGUAAUAAAAAUGUAUACAAAACAACUCUUACUGGGUCUUGAGUACCUUCACAAGAAUGGAAUUAUCCACAGAGAUAUUAAGGGAGCGAACAUUCUUGUUGAUAAUAAAGGAUGCAUUAAACUCGCAGACUUUGGUGCAUCUAAGAAAGUAGUCGAGCUGGCUACCAUGAAUGGUGCAAAAUCAAUGAAAGGUACUCCGUAUUGGAUGGCUCCUGAAGUUAUUCUGCAGACAGGGCAUAGCUUUUCUGCUGAUAUUUGGAGUGUUGGAUGCACCGUGAUAGAGAUGGCAACAGGGAAGCCUCCAUGGAGUGAACAGUUUCAGGAGGUUGCUGCUCUUUUUCAUAUUGGGACAACUAAAUCCCAUCCACCCAUACCUGACCAUCUCUCGGUUGAGGCAAAGGAUUUUUUGUUAAAAUGCUUGCAGAAGGAACCAGAUCUAAGGCCUUCUGCAUCAGAUCUGUUACAGCAUCCAUUUGUCACCUGCGAGUACCAAGAAUCUAAUCCCACAUUAUGCAGUUCAGCUGUGGAAUCUUGCAAGAAGAUGGUAACAUCUGGGACAGAUUCUAAAAUCUCGGGAAUAGGUCUCAAGGAUGUUUGUCAGAUGGAUAGCAUAAAACGCUCAUCCAUGUCUCCUGAGACUCUUUUAAAAUCAGAUUUCUAUCAUCCAACAAGCAAUUAUGAUGAUGACAUGUGUCAAAUAGAUGACAAAGAUGACCUUUUUGUUGAUGCGUCUAUGAAGUCUAAUUCUCACAUUCCAUCAGAUGAUAUAAAGAGUUUCAACCCUAUGUGUGAACCUAUGGAUGAAUGGCCAUGCAAUUUCGAUAGAAGUCCAGAUUUGGAGAGAAAGGGAACAAACUUGUCUCCUGAUCAGACAAUCAACAAUACAAUGAGAAGCACUGAAGCAUCUCAAAAGGCGGAGAACGAAUUUUUAUUUCCAAGUGAGCCUGUAGGAGCUGAUGACGAUGAAGAAGUCACUGAGUCAAAAAUUAGAGCUUUUCUAGAUGAAAAGGCUCUGGAACUGAAGAAACUCCAAUCUCCUCUUUACGAAGAAUUCUUUAGCAUAUCAAACGCCGCUGUUCCCUCCAUUCCGGUUUCAGUUGCACGCAAUGAAGUAGUUUCGGAAGUGUCAAAUUUAACACCAAAAAGCAGGUCACCUAGUCAGGCCAGCAGACGAUACUCAAUGGCCGAUGGUGCUAAUAUUGCAAGGCAUGGAAGUCAUAACAAAAAUCAAUCUAAAGUUAGUGGUGCAAGUGGUCGGCCUUUGCAGGAAAUCCACCCAUCUGAGCUUAACGAAUGGAAAGAGACACUUCAAUAUUCUAAGUUGGAAUCAUUUAGUGCUAGCCCAACUUUCUCGGAGAUACAAAGGAAAUGGAAGGAAGAACUUGUUGAAGAGCUUGAGAGGAAGCGAGAGAUGAUGCGUCUGUCAGGCUUAGGAGGGAAGAUUACAUCGCCAACUGAUCGCAAUUUUCGUAAACCGACAGAUAGAUCACGCUUUGCAUUUCCAAGCUAGUCCGUCUUUUUAUGUCUUUUCCUUUUCUCGAGAGGGGGCCUAUAAAGAAGGAAAAUUUGCAUUUCCUUUCGGAAUGAUCAUGUGUAUUAUUAUAAUUAUUGGUGCAAAAUGAAAGUGUGCCAAUACUCUUGACUUUGCAAUGUCACUAGAAAGACGUUGCAUCAUCAAAAUGCGUUGAUUUACCAAGAAAAUCUGAAAUUAGCAGUAUGUUCAUUUCUUCGGCUUACCAAUUUUUGCCUAUGUAAUACUGCGGGAUACGCAUAGAAAUUUAUUGAGUUAUGUAUAAAAUAUAUCAAUGUAAUAGAAAGAGUUGAAAUAAUGUACUAUGCUUCCAUAGUUUUGAUGUUU
Neltuma alba is the source of this 2518-nucleotide messenger RNA. Its product is annotated as mitogen-activated protein kinase kinase kinase NPK1. Gene Ontology annotation, biological process: MAPK cascade; protein phosphorylation. Gene Ontology annotation, molecular function: ATP binding; MAP kinase kinase kinase activity. Bases 155 to 2170 code for a protein of 671 amino acids. Gene Ontology annotation, cellular component: cytoplasm. The transcript has 17 exons. NCBI's taxonomy places the organism in Eukaryota, Viridiplantae, Streptophyta, Magnoliopsida, Fabales, Fabaceae. The record is from RefSeq and is a predicted model, not a curated record.